Molecule: messenger RNA, 978 nt
Organism: Nicotiana attenuata
Lineage: Eukaryota; Viridiplantae; Streptophyta; Magnoliopsida; Solanales; Solanaceae
Exons: 4
Coding region: 220-810 (196 amino acids)
Biological process (GO): sphingoid catabolic process
Cellular component (GO): endoplasmic reticulum
Source: RefSeq, a predicted model, not a curated record
GCUGAACGCGCCUUUGACCAGAUAGGAGAAAUAAAAAGAGAAAAAUCGUACAAAUCAAUUCCUAAUUCUUCCAAAAGCGUCCACGGUAAUUUCCCCAUCCCUAUUCCCUUCAACUUUCCUCUUUAUAAUACCAAAAAAGAGGGUCAAAUCAUUUAAGCCCAAUUCUUCAUAAUUACCUAAUAGGAGCAAAGGCAGAAGGAGGAAAGGGUGAAGGAAAGGAUGGAAAUAUUUGACUUAGAGAAGCAGUUUGCAUUUUAUGGAGCAUACCACAGCAACCCAGUGAAUAUCUUGAUUCACAUGGUUUUUGUGUGGCCAAUCUUUUUUACCGGUCUUAUUCUUUUCGAUUUUACGCCCCCACUUUUCAAUUUACCUCCGAUUCAGCUCUGUGAACACAGCUCCUUGGUCCUUAAUUUCGGGUUCUUGUUUGCUUUGGUUUAUGCAAUGUUCUACGUGGCUUUGGACAAGAAAGCUGGCUCUUUGGCUGCUUUGCUCUGUUUUGUUUGUUGGGUUUCCAGUAGUAUGGUUGCUCGUCAAUUGGGCUUCUCUCUCGCCUGGAAGGUUGUUCUAGCGGCUCAGUUAUUCUGCUGGACUGGACAGUUUAUAGGUCAUGGAGUGUUUGAGAAGCGAGCACCUGCUCUGUUGGACAAUCUUACACAAGCGUUCCUUAUGGCACCAUUUUUUGUACUCCUUGAGGCCCUCCAAUCUCUUUUCGACUAUGAACCAUACCCUGGGUUUCAUUCAAAAGUGAAAGCUACGAUAGAUGCUGAAAUCAAAGAAUGGCAGGAGAAGAAGCAGAAAAAAAUAUCUUAAGUUGGAACGUGUGAUGCUGUUAUCUAUUCUAAUUGUAUCUGUAAAUGAAACGAAGUCAGGUUCGCAUGUGAACUGCUUAUGUACACGUUAACUUGGUUUUUUGUCGCUAAAAUUGAAAACUUGGUUUUGUAUACAUCCUUUAAUAAAUCAUUGUUUUUCAAAACGCUA